UUCUGAGAGGACGAGUUGAGGAAAAAAAACGGGGGAAAAAGAAAAUACAGGGGUUCUGCGGAGUCGCGUAGUUACAACAUCCAUGGGUGGCUGUGUAGGCAGUCACCAUGAUUCUUCAGGCAGUUUAAACGAAAAUUCGGACGGAACUGGAGUUGCCCUGGGGCGGAACCACUCUCUGAAGCGGGACAAGCCCAAAUGGAAGAGCGACUACCCCAUGACGGACGGGCAGCUGCGGAGCAAGCGCGAUGAAUUCUGGGACACGGCGCCCGCCUUCGAGGGCCGCAAGGAGAUCUGGGAUGCGCUCAAGGCCGCCGCCCACGCCUUCGAGAGCAACGACCACGAGCUGGCGCAGGCCAUCCUGGACGGGGCCAGCAUAACCCUCCCGCACGCAGAAGAUGUGCCAGUUAUUCGGAACGUGCCCCUCCCAACCCCCCUUCGCUUCAACCUAACUGGGCAUCAUCACACAGGGUACUCCCUUUGCUUCAACCUGAUUGGGUAUCAUCACACAGGGCGCCCUGACGGAGUGCUACGACGAGCUAGGGAACCGCUACCAGCUGCCAGUCUACUGCCUGGCCCCGCCCAUCAACAUGAUCGAGGAGAAGAGCGAGUCGGAGGCCCCCGAGGCGCCGCUGGAGCACCCGGCCGGCUCGGGGCAGGAGUGCCAGCUGCGUCUGCGGCUCUCCACGGGGCGGGACCUGCGGCUGGCCGUGCGCACCGGCGACUCGGUGCGCCACAUGAAGCGCCGCCUGCAGGCCGCCGAGGGCGUGGCGCCCGCCGCCCAGCGCUGGUUCUUCUCGGGCCGGCCGCUGGCCGACCGGAUGACGCUGGAGGAGCUGAAGAUCUCCCGGGACUACGUGGUGCAGGUGAUCGUCAGCCAGCCCCCGGCUCCGGCCCAGGCUCCGCCUCCGGCCACGCCCCCGCCCGUGCAGGACCCCACACCUGUGGAAAACUAGCUCGCCCCUCCCCAUACACCAGGGGCGGAGUCAACAGGAGAGAAGCUGCUCUCGGAGCAUCUUUAUGGAUAUUAUUAUCGGUGUUAUGAGAGCUGCUGAACAGAGGAGGGUGUUCUGCAAGUUUUCAUGCCCCCCCCCCACCCCCCCACGGCCGUAUGGCCGAUGAUAUCCGGACACGACCUGGACUGCACAGGUAGACUGGGGGGUGAGUCCUUGGGGGGCGUGGCUGAGGAGAAAAGGGCGUGGCCCAGCAGGACUGAGGAAUGCCAGGCUCGACAAAGAGAGAAGGACGGCAAGUUAUCCGGCUGUCUGGGUUUUUUUAAACUCUACUUUUUGAGAAAACUUCUUUAUUUUCUUUUCUUUUUAAAGAAAAAAUAACAAUAAAAUUGUUUGGGGUUGGGGAGGGCAGGAGAGUCAGCUGGGAGGGGGGAGGAAGAAGGGAAGUGGCUUGCUUCCAUGGUCGGGGGGGUGUUGGUGGUUGGAUAUUUUCUCGCGGGAAGGCGAGGGGGGAGUGUUUGUCCCCGUGGGGAUUCCGGCAGGUUUUCAGGCCGACGGCGGCCAGCCGCACCGAGCGUCGAUCGCACGCAGAAAACAAUCAGGAAGUGGGGUUUCUCCGCUAUGAUGUGUUUCCUCUUUGUGGGGGGGUCAUCUGGACUACAGGUCACGCUUGGAUUCACUCUUUAACUCACCUGCUGGGUUCUUGCAGGAUAAAAUGGCUUUGUGAAAUCUGAGGGGAAGAAUAUGCAGAGGUCUACCUAACCCUAGCAUCCAGUUUGUCAUGAAUAAGUAUCUAAUCCUGUACGAUAGACCAUCAGGCUCACUGUUUGUCUGUACCUGAAUGUAGAAAGCUGGAAGUGGGCUUGGUCAUCGUAGGCCUGUCCCCUCAGCCCUUAAAGAAUUUAUGCUUUCUCUCAAGUGCUUAUUUAGGUUUGCACGUGACAAGGUUUCUACAGAACAGUGCUAAGGUAGUCCGCUUCACGUAGUUUUCUUUCUGCAAUAUUUUAUUUUAUUGUUUGUGUGUGUGUGUCUGUGUGUGUGUGUGUGUGUGUGUGUGUGUGUGUGAGAGAGAGAGAGAAAGAGACAGAGAGAGAGAAAAGAGUGAGGGAGACAGAGAAAAAGAUGCAUGCUGUAGUGUGCAUAGAGUUGACAGUAUACACUAAAUGUGCGUGAGGGAGAGAUGGUAUUUAUGCAAGGGGGAAUGAAGCUGAACCAGACUGGUACAGGUCAUUGCUUUCUGUGUUCAGGGUGUGCAGGUAUGCAGGUAUGCAGGUACAAGCCAUGCUGUGGCAGCACAGGGUUGCUCUACUGCAACUGUAGUCAUUCAGGUGGGAUGUAUCCAUUUUAACUCAUUCAUCCCUGUGCUGUUACAAUACUAUUCAACAACAUUUCUCAUUUUCACCAGGACGCCAUGUUUUUUCAACAGUAAAUAGCUGUAUCCACAUAACUUCAUAGAAAUAAAAAAAUAAAGGAUAUUUUCAAAUUUUCCAACAUGUUGUACUCCACAUUUCAUCUAAUUAUUUUACAUGUAAAUGACUUUAUGUAUAAAGUGAAAACAUAAACAUAGCUGCAUAGCUUUUUUUUCCUUUUCCCUGUUGAUUUUUUUCUCCUGGUUUCUGUUGGAUUUUGUAUUUUUUUCAUGGAUUCAUGAGAGUAAUUGAAGUGAUGAUGCUAUGCUUGUGCCUCGCAAGAGUGGAGUAUUAAAGCAGUGAAUGCCUGUAGCAAUGCGGAGCCCAGAAUGAUUCCGUUUUUAACAGUUACUUCAUCGCUAUGGUUAUGCCUAGCUUUUUUUUACUGACUUUUUUCUCCCUUUUUAAACUGAAUAAACACAAAGUAUUAAAGACUUUUUAAGCAA
Molecule: messenger RNA, 2805 nt
Organism: Anguilla rostrata (American eel)
Lineage: Eukaryota; Metazoa; Chordata; Actinopteri; Anguilliformes; Anguillidae
Product: ubiquitin domain-containing protein 2
Exons: 4
Coding region: 83-1042 (319 amino acids)
Molecular function (GO): protein binding
Source: RefSeq, a predicted model, not a curated record